Messenger RNA from Triplophysa dalaica, 3661 nucleotides. Its product is annotated as tripartite motif-containing protein 16-like. Gene Ontology annotation, molecular function: protein binding; zinc ion binding. The coding region runs from base 1483 to 3384 and encodes 633 amino acids. The transcript has 6 exons. NCBI's taxonomy places the organism in Eukaryota, Metazoa, Chordata, Actinopteri, Cypriniformes, Nemacheilidae. The record is from RefSeq and is a predicted model, not a curated record.
AAUGUACAGGUACAGUCUUUAAUGUUGUGUUAACACCUAAGCCGACUGUGCGUCUUGUUUUCUGCAGACUUUUAUUGGACUGAUAUUAAACUUUGUAGAUAUGAACACAUAACAAGACACAGGUGUUCUAUUACAGCUUUUGCCCGUUGCUUGAACACAUUUUGCAAAACUUCGCUCAUUUUGCCAAAACUCUACACACAAGUAAACAUGACACAACACUGGGAAAUAUACCAUUCACAUCUGUGUCAAAUUGAAACUCUACUAUCAAAACCUAACAUUCCUUUCUCAAAAUGUAACUCUGAUGACAAAAUGACACAUACUUGCAACAUAUGCAUACACUUUCAGAUCAGAGGGAAAACACUAGUCUACUUUGUAUAAAACACUGCAGUCUUUGAUUUUCACUGUUUCUUCAGAAGGCAUAUUUUCAGGAAGCACAUUUUCAAACAACCAAAAAAGGAAAUAGAACAGUAACAUGAAUUCAGAUAAAGCAAAAAAAUAAAAAUAGAAAAAACACUAUACUGUAAACACAGAAAAUCAUGGCAAUUGUGCAUACGUGGGCUCAUGAAUCCCGCUGUCUGUUGGGGUCUGGCUACAGGAUCUCAUCGACAUCACAAGCACUGUUUUCUCGCGCUAGACACCGGGGAAAAUAUCCCCUUGCAUGUCGAAACCAUCCAUGGAUUGCUGUCACCUGAAUGUCGCCGCAGGCCUGUUCCAUGGCCUGCAGAAGAGGCAUGCGGGCAUGUGGUUGCGGUCAUAUACACGCCAUCUCCAAGCCGAAAAUAAUUCCUCUAUAGGAUUUAAAAAUGGCGAGUAAGGGGACAAGUAUACCACUUCAAAUUGAUUGUGGUUGGUGAACCAGCCCUGGACCAGAGCUGUCCGAUGGAAACUGACAUUAUCCCAUACCACAAACCUGGGCUGAUCUGGUCUGUUCUGUUCUGUACAACUAUAUUAUGGAGAGCAUCUAGAAAUGUUCCUCCUCUGCCUCUGCCUCUUGCUCUCCCUCCAUCCAUAAUUGCAAAGUUCUUGAAAUGGCUAAACUGAGGGCUUUUUGUAGCUGGCUGAUCAGUUUUGCAAGUAAUGACUUCAGGUGUGUAUUUGAGUGGUUGCAAUUACUCGAUGUGUUUUGUAUUUUGGAUGUAUGUGUUUUCCAAAUGGAACCCUGAGAUUUCAUUUUUGAACGAAGGGUCUUAUGUAUGAAAUAGAGUGUAGUAUGCAGGACCAAGUGUGUUGCAUAAAGGAGUAAGUGUGUUGCAAAAUUGCAACUAGUGUGCAAACCAGUGCUUUUGUUUAAGGUAUGGGUACAUGUGUUUGAGGUAUGGUAACAAAAGCUUCAAGUUGUGUUACUUUAGUCUAAGCAUGGGUCUAUAGUGUUCAAGCAAUGGGCAAAAACUGUACUAUGUAUGAGGGAAAGUGAAAUGAUCUUAUGACCGAAGUUUCACUUUCAAUAACGAUUUAAGACUGAAGAUUCUACAGAAGAGAGUAAUGAACCUCUACACAUGUGUGAUAGAUCAAGCAACCUGCACAGAAGUGUUUCAUUCUUUUAAUGGGACUUUGUGCCCAUCGAAUGGACUUUACCACAUGACUUAUCACAUCUGUUUGCACACGUUUCAUAAUCUGAAGCAGGAAGACUUUCAGUUCAGAGAAUCAGAAACUGAACUCUCAUCGAUCUGUGGAGUGUUUGGUGUUUCUAUCUGUGUGUGUUCAUACGGUGAAAUGGCAGAAGCGAGUAUUUCAGAGGAUCACUUCAUGUGUUCAGUGUGUCUGGAUCUACUGAAGGAUCCAGUGACUGUUCCCUGUGGACACACUUACUGUAUGAGAUGUAUCACAGACUGCUGGAAUCAAGAAGAUCAGACGAGAAUCUACAGCUGCCCUCAGUGCAGACAAACCUUCUGUCCAAGACCUGUUUUAGGAAAGAAUGUGAUGUUUGCUGAGAUGAUGGAGAAACUGAAGAAGACUAAAGUCAAAUGUGCUGUUUCUGAUCAGUGUUCCUCUGGAGCUGGAGAUGUGGAGUGUGACGUCUGUACUGGAAGAAAACACAAAGCCAUCAAAUCCUGUCUGCUGUGUCUCAACUCUUACUGUCAAACUCAUCUUGAGCAACACGAGAAUCUCUUCAGAGGUCAAAGACACAACCUGAUAGACGCCACUGCACCACUUCAUGACAUGAUCUGCCCUCAACAUGACAAGAUUCUGGAGAUUUACUGUCGCACGGAUCACAAGCUUAUAUGUAUGCUGUGUAUGAUGGCCGAACAUAAAAACCAUGAGACGGUUUUAGCUGCAGAAGAGGGAACACACAAAAAGAGACAUUUAAAGGAGACAAAAAGAAAGUUAAAGAAAAGAAUCCAGAAGAGACAGAAAGACAUUCAGGAGCUGAGAGAUGUUGUGGAGUCUCACAAGCGGUGUGCACAGACAGCAGUGGAGGACUGUGAGAUGAUGUUUACUGAACUGAUCUCAUCCAUUGAGAGAAGACGCUCUGAGGUGACACAGCUGAUCAGAGAUCAGGAGACGGCUGCAGUGAGUUCAGCUGAAGGACUCUUGGAGCGACUGAAGCAGGAGAUUGAUGAUCUGAGGAGGAGAGACGCUGAGCUGGAGAAGCUUUUACACACACAACAUCACAUCCAUUUGCUGCAGAGUUUGUCGUCUCUCUCUGCUCCUCAUGGAUCUACAGACUCUCUGUCCAGCAUCACUGUCAGCUCUCUCCUCUCUUUUGAUGAUGUCAUCACAUCUGUAUCUCAUCUGAGAGACAAACUGGAGCAUUUGUGCACACGAGAGCUAGAAAAGAUCUCUGAGAGAGUGAAACACACAGAGAUUAUUCACAGUCCUGAACUCAAGACCAGAGAUCAGUUCCUCCAGUAUUCUCUUCAGUUGACUCUGGAUCUAAACACAGUGAAUAAACGCCUCCAUCUGUCUGAGAACAACAGAGAGAUUACACACACUUACACACAGCAUCAGUAUCCUGAUCAUCCAGACAGAUUUGAUGAUGUGUGUCAGGUGUUGUGUAGAGAGAGUGUGUGUGGACGCUCUUACUGGGAGAUUGAGUGGAAUGGUGUUUGUGUGUUUAUAUCAGUGUCAUAUAAGAGCAUCAUGAGGAAGGGAGAGGGUGAUGAGUGUUUGUUUGGAUGUAAUGAUCAGUCCUGGAGUUUGUUCUGUGGCUCCAGUUACUCAUUCAGUCACAAUAACAUAGAGACUGAUCUCUCUGUAAAGAUCAGAUCUAAUAGAAUAGGAGUGUAUGUGGAUGAGAGAGCAGGAAUUCUGUCCUUCUUCAGCGUCUCUGACACAAUGACCCUCAUCCACAGCAUCAGCACCACAUUCACUAAACCUCUCUAUCCUGGAUUUAGAUUUAGCUGGUUUAAUUCAAAAGUGGAAGUUUGUGAUCUCACAAUGUAGAUAAUACAUAAAUUAACCAAUCAUAUUUCAUAAGCUUACUUUUUUUGAUGUAACUAAAGUAAUACAUUUAUCUUGUUGACAUCUGGUGAUAAUUCAGUUGUUGAUGUUAACAUAAUUACUGUGAUUGGAAGUAAGACAUUUUGCUUAUUUUUUAAAUGUUUUGCAAGGGAUAGAAAUGAAUGAAGUGAUUAUGCCAAAUAUGUCAACAAAAUGUAUACAAAUGGAUUCAUUUUGAAAUUUGAUUUUAUACGAACAUUAAAAAGGGCCUUUUCCAUUA